Spathaspora passalidarum NRRL Y-27907 is the source of this 2028-nucleotide messenger RNA. It is a transcript of the gene MED18, whose product is annotated as Med18p. Gene Ontology annotation, molecular function: transcription coregulator activity. Gene Ontology annotation, cellular component: mediator complex; core mediator complex. The record is from RefSeq and is a predicted model, not a curated record. The transcript is spliced from 2 exons. Lineage: Eukaryota; Fungi; Ascomycota; Pichiomycetes; Serinales; Debaryomycetaceae. Gene Ontology annotation, biological process: regulation of transcription by RNA polymerase II; termination of RNA polymerase II transcription. The coding region runs from base 603 to 1499 and encodes 298 amino acids.
AAAAAUUAUACUGAUCUUGUUUAACAACCAUAUAAUUCGAAGGGCAAACCAGGCAGUUGUCAAUAAAGUUUAUAAAUCAAAAUUGUCCAAGUCAAUCAAUAAAAAUACAAGAUGUCAGCUCCAGAUAUUCCAAAGUCAGUGAUACAAAAAUUGGUAUUCUUUACUGGUGCCAUGAUAAUAUUACCAGUAUUUACAUUCUUUGUAUGUCAAUAUUUAUUCAAUCAUAAUUCGAUAAUUAGUGGUGGAAUUGCUGCAUUAAUUGCCAAUGUGGUAUUAAUUGGAUAUGUUGUUGUUGCAUUUACUGAAGAUACUUCUAAAUUGGAAGAAGAAUCAAAGAAGGAAAUAUAGUGUGUGUAUUCUGUAUAUAUGUUAAUAUAAUUAUGAGUUGCGUGGGAACAAGAAAGUGUAGUAAACAACCAGUAGUAAUGUGUGGUGAAACAUUCUGUAAAGACACAACACUGUAGCACAAUGUUCAAGGUUAGUGAAAAAUAAAAAAAAAAAGUAGUAAACAACUUGCAAGUAGUCAAGAGAUAACUGUGUAUAACUCCACAGGUGAACUGGUGAAGACAACAAAACAACAAAGCAAAUAGAACAAGUAAACCAUGGUUCACCAAUUGUCAUUGGUAUCGUCAAUACCUCACAACAAAUACCUUCAAACAAUAUCCACCUUACAAGCACUUACUGGACUUGUGCAACCACAACCAAUAUCAACAUAUACAUUAAUCAGUAAGCCAUCCACGGUAUUCAAACCGAAAUUUGAACCAGGGAAAGUUAAUCAAAUUGAGCAAUAUUUUAUGAAAUGUAUCACAAAUUGGCGCGAUGAUUCCAUAGACAUAAGCAAACCUAUUUUGAAGGAUGGUGACAUAGUAAGUGCCCGACGUUUAUUUAGACCCGAUGAUAAAACUGAACGUGUUUGGACGUUGCAGAUAUCGGAUAUCCCCAUUGCAGGUAAAAAUCAAGGAUGUUGUCAACAAACAGUGUAUGAAAGUACUUUGGUUCAUACCCAUACAAGAAUAGACUUGAACCUCGAAGAUAAAGUAAAAGAGGGCAAAGAUGACUUUGAAGAUUUUAUUGAAAUUGAUCCACCAGAAGAUUCCGAAGUUGAUAGUAAGAAAACAGAAGAUGCACUUGCUGAACAACGUCGAGCUUCAUUCUUGGUGUUUUUACAAGACUUGGGAUACGAAGUUAUAAAUCAGUUUUGGAUCAAAGGGAUUCGAUUCUUUCAUGGUGAUAUAAUAAUCGAAAUCUUUAAAGUAUUGAUUAGAGAUGAUACAACUGCUAACAACAGUACUGCCGAACGUAUAAAGUUGAAACUCUUGGAUGAAUCAAAUACAUUUCAAAUCAGGGUUUAUAUGAAUGUCAGUAAAUCUACUGAUGUUGAGCAAAUCAAUCACGGGACAAAAGAGUUGAUUAAAUUACAAGAGUUCUUAAAGAACUUGUUUAUAUUGGAGAUUCCCGAUAGAAUCUUUAUGGAUUCAAGAGUGACUCUAACUAAGUAACACUAUUUAGUUUUGAUAGUAAAAAAAUGAUCAUUUCUUGAAUUGAUUUCCGUUAUAUCAAAUCCAUGUUCUCCUUUCUCAGAGUUGACUUCACUAGGAAGUUUUUCAAUUUGUUCUAGCAAGGUGUCCAAAGUUAAAGGUGGAUUAGCCUUGUGAUCUGUAGCAAUUAGUCUAAAUAUACUAUCGUUGCUACUUUCAGUUUCUUGGUUCAUUUCAUUUUCGUUAUAUAAGUGUCCAAUAAACGUCAUUUGUGAUUUCAAUGCAUUGAUCAAUUCUUGUUCUCUCUCUGGUGUUAUAUCCAGUUUUAGUCCUGACAAUGCCAACAUCUUUCGUAUAACAUUUGAGUCUAUUGUUAUUUUGUUUAUGCUAUCCUGAUUUGGUUUCAUUAGCUGUUUCACUGACCAUGUUGGUUGUGAUAAAAACUUGUCAAUCUGCUGUUUAGUAUUGAGAUAGGAGGAGUUAAAUCGUCUUAGUAUUACUAUUGGUCUAAUCAUGGAUGUUGUAGUAAGCUGUUGUCAUGUAGUGUAUU